Messenger RNA from Microthlaspi erraticum, 1383 nucleotides. NCBI's taxonomy places the organism in Eukaryota, Viridiplantae, Streptophyta, Magnoliopsida, Brassicales, Brassicaceae. The record is from the annotation of a GenBank genome assembly.
AUGACACUACACGUCGUUGAGGUUGCCCGAGUCACCCCCGCAUACGACUCGGACUCGAUCCUCAACUCAACCAACUCGCUCACAAUCCCUUUGACUUUCUUCGAUCUUCCAUGGUUACUAUUCCACCCUACCAAGCGAGUUUUCUUCUACAGACUCGCCGAGUCGACUCGAGAGCAUUUCCACUUCUUCAUCGUCCCUAAGCUCAAGCUCUCUCUUUCCCUCGCCCUCCGCAACUACCUCCCUCUCUGCGGCCGCAUCACCUGGGACCCAAACGAGUCCAAACCGAACAUCGUCGUCACUCAAAACGACGCAGUUUCAGUGACCAUCGCCGAGACUGACGCUGAUUUCUCUUAUCUCUCCGGCUAUGGACAACGUCCAGUCUCCGAGUUAUACACUUUGCUACCAGAGUUACCGGUUUCCGAUGACUCAGCCACCGCUUUCUCUCCGCAAAUCACCUUGUUCCCUAACCAAGGAUUCUCCAUCGGCUUUGCAUCACACCACGCCGUUGGGGACGGAAAGUCGUCAACUACGUUCAUCAAAGCUUGGGCUUACUUGUGCAAACAACACCUCGAGAACGGAGCCGUCUCUCUACCGGAGAAUCCAACACCGUCUCUUGAUCGGUCGUUGCUCAAAGACCUUACAUGGCUCGAUGAAAAGAUGAUCGAGAUCGUAAGAUCAAUGAAAGAGAACAAAACCAACGAGAGAAGCCUGAGUCCAAUUCUCAUCGGAGAACUCGGAGACGAAAUCGUCCUCGCCACGGUCGUGCUGUCUAGCGACGACGUGGAGAGACUCCGGGAGCGAGUCAAGAACGAGUCAAAUCGGCCGCUUCUUCACUUGUCCACAUUCGUCAUCGCCUACGCAUACACGUGGACCUGCCUUGUGAAGGCACGUGGUGGAGACGUGGAGCAGCGUUCCGUGAGUUUCCUCUUCGUAGGAGAUUUCAGAGAGCGGUUGGAUCCGCCGCUCCCGGUGACCUACUUCGGAAACUGCAUGUUUCCGGCGGGUUGUUACAUCCGCAAGGCGGCAGAGUUUGCGGACGAGAGAGGAUUCGUAACGACGGUGGAGAUCUUAAGCGAUUUAGUCACAGGUUUGAGCUCACGAAAGAUAGAGACGGUGGCGAAAGAAUUCGCGGAUGGUUUCGAUGCUGCGUGUGAGAGCACACAGUACGGGGCGGUAGCCGGGUCGACCCGAUUGAGAGUAUACGAGACGGAUUUCGGGUGGGGAAAACCGCUUAAGACUGAUGUUCUGUCCGUUGGUGAAGGAGGAGGAAUGUCAAUGGCAGAGAGACGUGACGAAUCAGGUGGCAUAGAGAUCGGAGUGUGCUUGAAGAAGGCUGAGAUGGACAUAUUCCUUUCUAUUUUUAACCAUGGUUUACAAAGCUAA